Molecule: messenger RNA, 3367 nt
Organism: Phaedon cochleariae (mustard beetle)
Lineage: Eukaryota; Metazoa; Arthropoda; Insecta; Coleoptera; Chrysomelidae
Source: the annotation of a GenBank genome assembly
AAAAAUAUGUAUUUCAAAAAACAUACGAUCAUUCUUUCAUCUAUUUUUCAUUGAAAUAUUGGUCCUAGAACAACAUAAAAAACUCUACUACUAAAAAAAAUAACGAAAAAAAAAGUGUUUUCUGGCAACUCUCCCCCCCAGGUACGGAGAGAUGCCUACAUCCAUGCGGAGAGAUGCCCAAUGUUAAUUCCCAUAAGGGAGAGAUGCCGCAAUUUAUUGUUGUAGUUCUGCAAGUUUGCAUGGGUUGCAUCUUAUGCAGAAUAUCCAAUCUACUGUCUUGGAGGUUUUACUGUGAUCCUCAAAACAUUCCACGCAGAAAAAUUGUUUGUCAGUAUCUCGCUUGGCUGAUUCAGGAUUUUGGUUUUCCUUCAAAUCGGAUAAGAGAAUCUCAUCUUCGCUGUCGGAUGUGAAGUUAUUCGAUGUUCUAUGAUCGGUAAAAUAUAAAAUUAUGCUAUUUUAUUAUUGAAACUUUUGUGGCAUCUAUCCGUAUCAAAAAGUGCGGCAUCUCUCCUUUUUGAUACGGAUAGAUGCCUCACCAGCCUACGCCUGCGCCUUAGGACUGUGUAGCCGAGAAAACAAAACAAAAUCUUAAAUAUGCCCUAUAUAACGCUAUAAAAGUCAAAUUAUUCCAUUUUGUUAUUUUAAACUCACUUCCCCAAUACUAUUAACAACAUACAAAUAAAUAUUAAGCAAUAAAAGUACAUCUUAGCAACUUUAUUCCCACAAUUCAAGUAAAACACUUGCUCAAUCGAAGCAACCACCGCAUGCAAAACAAUAAUGGCCGAAUAGCUCUUCCAUCCCGCCGAGAGUUGUUGUCAGGUGUACAUAGUUUUCGCGUCACGUGGUCUGCGGCAUCUAUCCCCCCGCGGCAUCUAUCCGUACUUUACCCUACUUGUAAUGGAUUAUAAUAUUUUCUUUUUAUAUUUUAUUAUUUUUUUUUAUUAUGUUAUAUGUAUGUUUUGUUGAACAAUAUAUCCCUAUUAUACACAAUAAUAUUCCUUGGGGUAAUAAAGACAAUCAAUCAAUCAAUAACGCAUGAGAAUAGUGAAUUCAGGUUGAUUAUAACAGAGGUGGCUUUAUUUAGUGGUUAAUAAUAUGACGAAAAUUACCGUGGUAGUAAAAACACACUUUAUGCCUUCAAAGGGAGUGAAUGAUGGAACGUUCUAUAGCUAGUGGUGGAAAAACUAUAUAUAACCUCAUGAGUGAAAUGAACAUUCAAACAUUGAAAUCAAUUCGAACCAUUUUUUUUUAAGAGAUAGGGUAUUCUCGUAUUAUUAUGGUCUUGAAAUUCCCUUUUCAUAACAACAUCAAUUUGAUAAACUUAUUUUCUCCAUAUAUAUCUUUCAGAUAAUCAGAGUUUUGAGAUAUUUUUCAAAAAAAGGGUAGAAAAUUGUUGGGAUUUUGAGCAAAAAUAUCGCUUCGCUCCGUCGCAUCGUCGACUCUCUCCAUAGAUUGUUUGCUUAUCGUUAUGAUACCUCAGUUAUAAUGAUUCUAAUUGCUAGUUGAAUUUCAAGAACAAAAAUAUCUAUUCUCAUUUCCGAUAGGAUAUUUUCCCUCCUCAUUGUCCAGAAUGGUUCUGAAAAGAUGAAAAUUCAAACUGUCUCCUGGUACGUAUUCACAGUAUCCUCUAGUACCUAAUACAUCGAUUUCAAGUAUGUAUUUGACAUUUGUCAUAAUUUACUGUCACGUUCCGAUUCACACUAUCGCCGAAGCAUUCAAAAUUACGAGUAUUACAAGCCAUAUCGAACCCGAUGGCUUCCAAAUGCAAAAGCAAGAUCUGCAACCCUCCCGAGCAAGAAAUAAAGGUUACCCAAGGAACCCCAGAAGUCACCCAAGGAACCCCAGAAGUAACCCCAGAAAUCGUAGCCGCUUGCCAGGAGCUCGUCCUCGACAAUGACAAACUACAGACCUACAUGACCACCUUCCUCGACAACAUAGAACGAGGCCUCAAAAAGGAAACCCACGACGAUGCUGUAGUAAAGUGUAUCCCAACCUACGUCCAGGACCUACCCAACGGCACAGAAACCGGCAAGUUCCUAGCCCUAGAUUUGGGCGGCAGCAACUUCAGAGUGCUCAUCAUCACUCUAGACGGCAAAGAAUGCGACAUGCAAUCCAAAGUGUACUCCAUAUCACAUGAAGUCAUGCAAGGACCAGGAGAAGAGCUGUUCGAUUUCAUAGCUACUUGUCUAGCUGAGUAUGCAGUGGAGCAAGGAGUCGCGGAUGCUACACUGCCUCUGGGAUUCACCUUCAGCUUCCCGCUGAUUCAAAAAGGGCUCACGGUAGGCGUCCUGGAACGUUGGACCAAAGGAUUUAGCUGCGAGGGAGUUAUAGGUAACGACGUUGUUCAGAUGCUGAAGGCAGCCAUAGAUAGAAGAGGUGACGUCAAAAUCGAUGUUUGCGCAGUGCUGAACGACACCACGGGCACCUUGAUGUCCUGCGCUUGGAAGAACAACGACACCAGAAUAGGUUUGAUAGUUGGCACUGGCACCAACGGCUGCUACGUGGAAAAACAAGCAAACGUCGAGCUGUUCGACGAACCCGACAGGGGUUCUGGAAACGUCAUAGUCAACUUAGAAUGGGGUGCGUUUGGGGAUGAUGGCGGCCUGGAUUUCUGCAGGGUACAGUACGACAGGGAUGUAGACGCGAGAUCUAUCAACCCGGGGAAGCAACUGCACGAGAAGAUGAUUUCAGGGAUGUACAUGGGGGAAAUGGUACGGCUAGCCGCGGAAAGGUUUACCAAGGAGGGAUACAUGUUUGGAGGUAAAGGCUCGGAGCAGCUGUUCACGCCAGAUGCUUUCGAAACGAGGUUUGUUUCUGACAUCGAAGCCGACGCACCUGGAACCUACAACAACGUCAAACAGAUCUGCAACGAUCUGGGGUUGGCAGACGCUACGGAGCAGGACUACGUCAAUCUGAGGUACUUGUGCGCCUGUAUUUCCAGAAGGGCAGCACAUUUGGUGUCUGCUGGACUGACUGUUCUGAUCAGGAAGGUGGGUGAGAAGAAGGUGGCCGUUGGGAUAGACGGGACUGUUUACAAGAAUCAUCCAAAUUUCCAUAAUUUGAUGAUGGAGAAGAUCAAGGAGUUGAUCGAGCCUGAGUACGAGUUCAGUUUGAUGUUGUCUGAGGAUGGCAGUGGCAGAGGGGCAGCGUUGGUUGCGGCAGUGGCAGCGCGGGUAGCUGCUCAAGGUUGAAUUUAAUACGAUAUUGUCAAUAAAUCAUUGAUUUUAAACAGCACACAGUUCACAGAUUAUCUUAAUAUUGAGUUAUUCGAAAAUAUGGAGAGUCUCAAUGCAAUGAAUUAUGUAUACAGGAUGUCUCGAGAUCAGGAAGCAAUAUUCCACCAAUAAAUGCAAGGUCAUGAACUGAG